Messenger RNA from Vanderwaltozyma polyspora DSM 70294, 1092 nucleotides. It is a transcript of the gene SEN2, whose product is annotated as tRNA splicing endonuclease subunit SEN2. The record is from RefSeq and is a predicted model, not a curated record. Gene Ontology annotation, biological process: tRNA splicing, via endonucleolytic cleavage and ligation; tRNA-type intron splice site recognition and cleavage. Gene Ontology annotation, molecular function: tRNA-intron lyase activity; nucleic acid binding. The transcript has a single exon. Bases 1 to 1092 code for a protein of 363 amino acids. Gene Ontology annotation, cellular component: tRNA-intron endonuclease complex. NCBI's taxonomy places the organism in Eukaryota, Fungi, Ascomycota, Saccharomycetes, Saccharomycetales, Saccharomycetaceae.
AUGGCAAAAGGUAGACCUAAUAGUAAGAGAUACAAAUACCCAUUACCUAUACAUCCUAUUGAUGAUUUGCCUCAGUUGUAUCCACACAAUCCCAUUUCAUGGAUUUAUUGGACAUAUUGUUACGUUAAGAAGGUAAAUGCAUUGGAAAGGAAAAUAAAAGUAGAGUUAACAGGUAAAAAAUACGUUCAUAUAUUAGUUAAGGAUAACAAUGAUAUGCUAUAUCUAUGGGAGAAUGGGUUCUUUGGUACUGGCCAAUUUUCUCGUAGUGAACCAACAUGGUUAAACAGAGCUACAAAUAGACUGCUUCCAAAUGAUGAAGAUAAGAAGAACCAAGUGGCUUUAGAAAAAGUUACGCAGAUCAGAAGAUCACAAAGAGCUGAAUUUAAGAAAGAACGUGAAAAGAUGGAAGCCCAAUUACUUGAAUUAAGAAAACAAGGUUGCACUGCGGAGGAAGAACAAGAAUUUAUAGAGAAAGAAAGAGAAACGUUACGAGAGUUGAGAUCCAAAGAGCUUCUACUUUCGUCAAUUGACAAUGAGUUAAAAUUCAGAUAUGAAGAUAAUGAAUUAUUUGAUGAUAUGGGGAACAUAAUUCAACUUGAGUCACUAGAAUUAUUACCCGUUGAAGCUAUAUUCCUAACGUUUGCAUUGCCAGUUCUAGAAAUCGAAACAGAUCACUUAUUUAGAAGAUUAGCUGGCGAUCCGAAGAACGUAAACUAUAAAGACAUUUAUGGCUUGAUAAAGAAAUAUGUUGCGUAUCACCAUUAUCGAUCUCAUGGAUGGUGUGUCAGAUCCGGGAUAAAAUUUGGCUGCGACUACAUUUUAUAUCAAAGAGGACCACCAUUUCAUCAUGCUGAGUUCUGUGUAAUGGUAUUAGAUUCUGAAGAAAAACAUGAUUAUACAUGGUUCUCGAGCAUUGCACGUGUAGUGGGCGGUGUAAAGAAAACAUUUGUAUUAUGUUAUAUUGAAAGGUUAAUUUCAGAGCAAGACAUCUUAAAAUUAUGGCGUAACGGACAGUACCACAAAGUAUUUUCAAGUUUUAAAACCUCUGAAAUAAUUUACAAGAGAUGGAUUUCAGGAAAGAACAGAGAUUGA